AUAUAGAAAUAAGAAGCAGUUAGUGGUUGCGAAGAAAGGAGACAAGCGACCAAAUCUUUGAAGAAGUAUUAGUAAAGAGAAGGUAAAAAACAAGAAGGGAGACCGUUGUUAGAUACAGAAGUUGAUCAAACAUGGGAAGAUCUCCUAGCUCAGAUGAAACUGGUCUGAAGAAAGGUCCAUGGUUACCUGAAGAAGAUGAUAAACUCAUCAAUUAUAUUCACAAACAUGGCCAUAGCAGCUGGAGUGCCCUUCCCAAGCUCGCUGGUCUUAACAGGUGUGGGAAGAGUUGUAGGCUACGAUGGACAAACUAUUUGAGACCAGACAUUAAGCGAGGAAAAUUCUCGGCUGAAGAGGAAGAGACCAUCCUGAACCUUCACGCGGUUCUUGGCAACAAGUGGUCAAUGAUUGCAAGCCAUUUACCUGGAAGAACAGACAAUGAAAUCAAGAAUUUCUGGAACACUCAUCUGAAGAAAAAACUGAUCCAGAUGGGUUUUGACCCCAUGACCCAUCGGCCAAGAACUGAUGAUAUCUUCUCAAGCUUAUCUCAGCUCAUGUCUCUGUCUAACCUGAGAGGACUUGUUGAUCUGCAGCAACAGGUUCCAAUUGAAGAACAAGCUUUACUGAAUCUCCAAGCUGAGAUGGCUAGGCUCCAGCUGUUCCAAUACCUUCUUCAACCUCCUCCUCCUAUGACUAGUAGCAGCAUUAACCCUAAUGACCUAAACAUUCUCAAUCUCCUCAUCAAAGAAAACUCCAAUACCAGCAAUCUCGACCUUGGUUUCCUCACUUCUCAUCUUCAAGACUUCAACAACAACCUCCCAUCCCUCAAAAACAUAGACAAUAAUCACUUCAGUCAAAAAAGUUCUCCAAUAUGGUUCCAUGAACCACCGAGCUUGAACCAAACUAUGUUGCCUUCUCAUGAUCCUUGUGCUCAGAGUGUAGAUGGUUUCGGUGGCAACCAGGCCUCCUCAAGCCAUGACCAAGAAAUAGCAAUUACAGAUGUUGUAGAAUGGCCUGAUCAGCAUCUAUUUGAUGACUCCAUGUUUCCAGACAUUCCGUAUCAAUCUUAAGUAAGGUAUGCAUGUACUGUAUAUGUUUCAAAAGAACCUUGACUCGAUUUGUUUUGGUACUGUUGUGCAUGUUGGUUCAGUAUCUAUCUCUACGUCAAUUCAUAUAAUGUAAAAUGUGUGAUAUAGUGUCUUAGAAUGUACAUGUUGUUUGUGUUAUAUAUGUUUGAGUAUUUAUCGUCUCUCACUCAUUAUCUUUUUAGUGUAAAAACAUAAAUGUUGCGAGCUUUUAACA
This is a messenger RNA of Camelina sativa (false flax), 1299 nucleotides long. The record is from RefSeq and is a predicted model, not a curated record. Lineage: Eukaryota; Viridiplantae; Streptophyta; Magnoliopsida; Brassicales; Brassicaceae.